CGAACCGAGACCGGGUAGUAGUCCGCUUUGCGCUAUUCGCGCCACAGUCGUCAGUACACGACACUCUCCACUCCUGACUGGUUCGACUCUGUCUCACCCUCCUUUCCCCUCUCUCUCUUUCUCUCACUCCCCCCUUUGCCCCUUGGGUUUUCGCCUGACGACGCUGCACUCUCGGGCAUUUCGCCGGAAACCGACGCCGCGCGAGGACACUGAGUUUCGUUACGUGUACACACGCACCCGCUCUAUCUUUUUCCACCGUUUUGUAAGCGGACACGCAGGCAUCUUGCCCAACGCGCACGUAUCCACCAUGAGCACUAAGGAAAACAACGAGGUCGUUGUCGAGAAGGUGACCGAGAACGACAAGGCUUCGGGGGACGCGAAGUGUGAGAUCAAAGGAAUCAAGAGGCCGGCCGAGGAAAAGAACGAUGAUACAAAGAAACAGAAGAAGGAGGAGAACGGCGACGGAGAAGUGGAAGAAGAGGAAAUAGAAGAGGAGGAGGUGGAUGAGGAGGAGGAAGUAGACGGCGAUGGCGAGGAAGACGAUGACGAUGACGACAUGAUACCAGAAGGCGAGGAGGAUUUAGAAGAGGGCGAAGACGAAGAGGAGGACGACGUAGAAGGUGAAGUGGAAGAAGUGGAGGAUGACGAGGAAGACGCAUAAUGAAAAAAGGGAAGGAGGUAUGUAAGUAAGAAAGGAGGAGGUAGGCACAUGGUGUCGUCGUCGUCGUUGUUGUCGAUCUUCGGCAGUCUUCUCAGCAAAAUGCUUACUCUCAUAUUGAGUGGUUGGUAGCAAUGUUGAUAAUCCAUCGUGCCCGAAAAACCGUAUUGCUGGAACCUCCCGACCUACAAAUAAAAAUUACCACCUCACCGGAGUUGCGGUGGGCUGACACGCAUUAGAAGCAACCGCAAUUCUACUUGUCUUGGCUCUUCGCAAUUCUGGUCGUCUAGCCAUCACCAAAAUGCUAUUAGGUAGUUUGAAUAGAAAACCAUACAUCCGCCGUGAGGAACCAACGAACGUCGAUAUUCCGUUUAAUAUCUUAAGUACUUGAUCGCGCAGCCGUGCGCGUCCACCGGGGUACAUUUACAAAACGUUCCCAAGGCGGAUUUAUCGUUUUAUACAAACCACCUACUAUCUGGUAUUUGCCAUCAUCUGGCUUUCUUCGCGGGACAGUUUUAUAACGGAAACUUAUUUAAGAUAUAAAAAAAAAGCUCUAUUGUAUUUAAAUAGUGUAAAAUGAACAUUUGUGGGUGAUUUUUUUACAUUUGAAAUCAAAUUUACGUUUGUAGUUCGACGAAUGUCUCUCACCUUGUGCGCGUGAUUGAUUUUCCUUUUCUCGAUCUAUACGUAUAUUUGCAAUGGAUGGCGUUGCGGGAGUGCGAGCGCCUGAAAAUAAGAAAAAAAAAAAAAAAAAACACUGAAAUUAAUCAAGGGGUGCGUGAAAACAAGAAAAAAUAGGAAAUUUAUAAUUGAAUGCAUAAAGUCGAGAGGACACCCUUUUGAUAUUCGAUGUAUACUAUACCGAGAGGGAUUUUAAAUAGUCUUUAAAACUGCUUCGUACUCCUGUUUGAUUCAAAGAAACAAAACUGGGAUUAAGGUUAAUGCAACGCUCGCGCCGGGUAGUGUGGAUGUGUAAUGUGUGACUUUAACAUUGCAUAAUAAUUAUACAUAGCAUGUAUAAAGUUAUGGAAUAAGAAACAUUUUAUUAUUAACGAUAAUAUUAUGUAACGUAAUGUAAUGUGGAGAGAGGUGGUGUUACAUUUUAGGCUUGGGGCACAGAAUAGGGAGAGAAUCUUUAUUAUACAAGGUGCAACUACCGCAGGGUAAUAUAUUUUAUUUCUUUGAAGAAGCUAUUCCAUUUAUACUCCAUGUAAGUUGUGUUCACGUAGCAAACAAUUGAGACUUGUCGCGCAGUGCAUUUCAAAAAUCGUUGAAAAUAAUGCCGAGUAACCGACGAACGAUUAAAAAAUCCACCGCUCUCCCUAUUCGAUUGCUCUUAUUCGAGCGUAAUUCAUUUGUAUUGUAUGUACUGUGGUUUUAUUUUGACUUUAUUGCCAUGGACCGCUUAUGAGCAACGAUUCGUUGACUGUCGCGGAACGAGUGACAGUAUUCUUUACUACGAAUUAAUUCUCCUGUACACGGUGAUCAGUGUCUUAUUAAUUACCAUAUCACCGUGGAAAUAACCAGACGGUGUGACAUAAUUUUUUAAUGAGUUUUCGCUAUUCACUGAUCACCCACGACAGAAGGAUACUCUUUGCGCCAGAGUCGGUGGACCGUUGCAAAUGGGGGACUGUCCAUGUCACCACUUAUUUCGGGAGACUGGUAGACAAGAAAGGGUGAAGAGACAUUGCGGUUACGAUACCAUUGUACCAUAGCUGCAUAAUAAAUAAAAGUAACGAUAAUUUGAAUGCGAGACGAUGUCCCACGUUUUAAUGUACAAAUAUUUUCGAAUGAGAUAGUUAAAUAAAACACAGUUAGAUCAGAGAAAAUGAUUCGUUCUCGUGAGUAGUAAUGGGUUUUACAUCCGAAGACAAAUUACAGAAACGGCAGUGUUUAAGAAAAAGAAAACUGCUGUUUAUGGACUGUAUCCUGCUACACUGAAUCCAAAGGAGAUGGGAUGGACCCGUGUAACGUUUACACGAUAAAACCAAUUUAUUCGAUUUGUUACGAUAAAUAGGAACAAUAAAAGUCCGAAUCGUAAGUCAAAUGCGUAAGGCGUAAUUAGCAGUCUAUCAAUUGCGUACAGGCCAUACCAUCUCCGUAACUCUGUUAUUCUAUAGUUUUAUACACAAUCCGUUGCUGUAUUUACACGUGUUAACUUCAAGAUAGUACCUUGACGAUCACGUUGACAAAGAACUAUCUUAAAGUACAGGUGCCUGAGCAAAAAUAAGUACUUUAGCGUUCAUAGUAUACAAUGCAUACACGAUAAGUAUAGGUCCAUUUAAUUUUAUUAAUAUCGAGCCCCGUUUGCAACAUGUCCAAAAUGGAAUAAAAGUUACUCGCGUUUUGCACUUGGUAGCCAGAGAUCACGGGACUCUUCUCUGCUCGGGUGCUCAACGUGACUGAAAAUUAUUUACUGGUGCUAACGGGUCUUACAAAUCAAUCAGGCCAAUCGCCCCGAUACCGUUACAUCCCUACGUUUGUUAGGUAAGCAUUAAAAAAAAAAAAAGGAAAAAAAAACUUGAUGAAUUUUGGUAAACGACACCUGUCACGGUUAAACGUAAACGAAAUCUUAGGCUAAGAAUUUGGUUUGUGUGUUCAUAAGUCUUGUUCAAACUACUUUUGUACAGGAUACCAUCGCAUCAUCACUUUCGACGUAACAGUAACCGACACCACAGACUAUAUUUCUGCCCAUUCCAUCAGAAUUGAACUUUCAUUGUAUUUUUAAGUAAAUACAUUUUGGAAAACAACACAAAUGGUUUUUUAUUCUUCACGUAUUUGUGAAGGAACGAGUCUUCUUCCCUACAAAUAAUUAUAUU
This is a messenger RNA of Colletes gigas, 3477 nucleotides long. Its product is annotated as prothymosin alpha-A. The transcript is spliced from 3 exons. Lineage: Eukaryota; Metazoa; Arthropoda; Insecta; Hymenoptera; Colletidae. The record is from RefSeq and is a predicted model, not a curated record. Bases 308 to 661 code for a protein of 117 amino acids.